This is a messenger RNA of Cladophialophora psammophila CBS 110553, 195 nucleotides long. RefSeq names its product BolA protein. The transcript has a single exon. The record is from RefSeq and is a predicted model, not a curated record. Bases 1 to 195 code for a protein of 64 amino acids. Lineage: Eukaryota; Fungi; Ascomycota; Eurotiomycetes; Chaetothyriales; Herpotrichiellaceae.
AUGGCCAGUCUUGACAUUACAUCGCCUUCAUUCCAAUCGAAACCCCAACCCGCACGGCACAGGAUGAUCUACUCGCUGCUGAAAGAGGAACUCGAUCGACCUGGCGGAAUCCACGCUCUACAACUUCGGACCAAGACGCCGCAGGAGGUAGAGAGGGAGCUCGCAAGGCAGAAUGGAGCUCGAGGCGCGGUGUAA